This is a messenger RNA of Peromyscus eremicus (cactus mouse), 2640 nucleotides long. It is a transcript of the gene Asphd2, whose product is annotated as aspartate beta-hydroxylase domain containing 2. The transcript is spliced from 3 exons. Bases 208 to 1239 code for a protein of 343 amino acids. The record is from RefSeq and is a predicted model, not a curated record. Lineage: Eukaryota; Metazoa; Chordata; Mammalia; Rodentia; Cricetidae.
UGACUUUUCCUGGUGGGCCCCAUUGGCAGGCCUCACUGUUCAUCGAUGGCGCCCUUGGCAGGAACUGAGGGACAGUGGCAGCCAUGCCUUCCCCUGCUCCAGCCGCUCCUUCCACCGUCUGCUAACCUGCGUGCUGUGGGUGCCCCGGCGACCCCCAGAGGACUGAUCAUCUGAGCCAGCUUCACUCCACGUACUGAGUCCCUCAAGAUGUGGCUGGAGUGGCUGGUGGCCUGGAGCUGGUCUCUGGAUGGCCUGAGGGACUGUAUUGCCACUGGCAUCCAGUCCGUGCGGGACUGUGACAGCACAGCUGUCGUCACCGUGGCCUGCCUGCUGGUCAUGUUUGUGUGGUACUGUUACCAUGUGGGCCGAGAGCAGCCUCGACCCCAUGUGUCCGUCAACUCCCUCCUGCAGGGAGUGGACGCCAACGGGCUGCAGAACGGGUCCACGUACUGCCAGUCACCCGAGUGCGUGCGCUGCACGCACCACGAUGGCCUCAACCAGAAGCUUUACCACAACCUGCAGGAGUACGCCAAACGGUACUCAUGGUCCGGCAUGGGCCGCAUCCACAAGGGCAUCCGGGAGCAGGGCCGUUACCUCAGCAGCCAGCCCUCCAUCCAGAAGCCCGAGGUCUUCUUCCUGCCUGAUCUCCCCACUACGCCCUACUUCUCCCGGGACGCCCAGAAGCAUGACGUGGAGCUAUUGGAGCGGAACUUCCAGGCCAUCCUCUGCGAGUUCGAGACACUCUACAAGGCCUUCUCCAACUGCAGCCUCCCGCAGGGGUGGAAAGUGAACAGCACCCCCAGCGGGGAGUGGUUCACCUUUGACUUUGUCAACCAGGGCGUUUGUGUCCCCAGGAACUGCAGGAAGUGCCCACGGACGUACCGCUUGCUCGGCAGCCUCCGGACCUGUAUUGGAAACAAUGUUUUCGGGAACGCCUGCAUCUCGGUGCUGAGUCCUGGGACUGUGAUCACGGAGCACUAUGGACCCACCAACAUCCGCAUCCGGUGCCACCUAGGUCUGAAGACUCCCAAUGGCUGUGAGCUGGUGGUGGGGGGUGAGCCCCAGUGCUGGGCGGAAGGCCGCUGCCUGCUCUUCGAUGAUUCCUUCCUGCACACUGCAUUCCAUGAAGGUUCCGCAGAGGACGGCCCACGGGUGGUCUUCAUGGUGGAUCUCUGGCACCCCAACGUGGCAGCUGCCGAGCGGCAGGCCCUGGACUUCAUCUUUGCUCCAGGACGAUGAGUGAGGACGUUGCCUGGGCUGGAGCCAGGCUGAGUGGGACCCAGGUGGGCUGUGGGGACAGCUCAGUCCCUGCCCUGAUCCACACUGGACGCUUGAGUGGCUUCCUGCCACGGUGGGAGCCCUCUUUCCUUUGGUUACUGGGAACUUCCUAGGUUUCUUUUCCCUUCCAGUUAUUUGCUGGGACUUCUGGCCUACUAGUGUGUCCCUUUGGCUGUGACCAGAGACUCCGUGUCCCUCAAGUCUGUGACUUUGCUACCUGGUGUCUCCUUCUCCGUGUCCCGGAAUAGAGUAACCAAAUGGCCACUUGUCUGAAUGUAAUCAUCUCAAACUCUGUAGCUGUCUCAAGAGGAAAAAUCAAAGCAGCACAGACCGCAAGCCAUCGGGCCCGACAGCUUGACCUCUGAUGUUGGGGUUCGGAGGACCCUUCACUGUCCCAGAGCAGGAGCUGGCCUGCAGCCCGCACACCUGGUCGGCUUCAUUAGGGCCUUGCCAAACACCAUCAGGGUGGUGCGUAGGUCGGGGCCCGGGGAAUCUGUCAUUAUUGCUGUCACACAAAGUCUGUCAGAGUCCUGGUAGCUUGUGACCAGGGCCUUUGUUUUAACCACAGCUUCCUACAGAGCUGAUGACCAGUGAGGGCGCCCAGGUCAGCACAGAACAGGGAUACACUUAGCUCACUGCCUACCGAAGCCUACUGCCAAGCCAGGCCUGACACAUGCUGCUGUUGUGGUUGGGAGUCCACCGAGAUUGGCCAGAAUCAUGCCAGGCUGAACCUCUGCCACCAACCAUGUGACCAGAGUGUCCAUCAUGCUUUGGAGUCUGUUGCCCUAGAGUUGGCAUUUAUUUAUGUGUAUUUAAAUGUUCAAAUCCUAGACUCGGAGACAGCGAAGAGUCAGCCCCAUGUUGGUCAAAACAGUGACUCAAGCCCAUGUGGGCCUGAGGACGCUGAAGAGAGCUACAGACCCCUGGAGCCACAGACAUGCCACUGGCCUUUGGUCUCCAGAGAAAACACACAGUUCUCUUCCCAAAGUGAAGGCUAGCCGGAGGCCCAGCUAGAUGUGAGAAUGUAAUCAGCCAGCCAUUCUCAGGACACUUUGGGAGUAGUGGCCCAUGGGCAUUGUCCAGAGCAGGACACAAUGGGCAACUUGCCUUAUGUAAUGCUGGUCCAGGUCCAGUGUUAGGUCCAAAUGAAAACCUGACACCUCUAGAAGGUAAUUGGAUGAAGUCAGUCCACAAUGGGAGGGAAACACACCUAGAACAUUUCUGUGCUCAGAGUCGGGAAGGGAACUACCGGGCUCCGGAGCUGCUGCACUCGGGGUCUCAGCAGAGACCUACAAAGUGCACGAUUUCCACGUAUCCCAGCUGCCCCCACCACACACCGAGGACAUGGCUGGGGAACAGGAA